Molecule: messenger RNA, 7055 nt
Organism: Thalassophryne amazonica
Lineage: Eukaryota; Metazoa; Chordata; Actinopteri; Batrachoidiformes; Batrachoididae
Gene: setd5
Product: SET domain containing 5
Exons: 25
Coding region: 601-5148 (1515 amino acids)
Molecular function (GO): protein binding
Source: RefSeq, a predicted model, not a curated record
CGCUGGGAGCCGCGGUCGAUGCCGGUGCGGAGGGGGAUGGGCGCCUCUGCGAGUGUAAGGACCCGAGACCGAAGCAGAGUCCUGUAUUACAUACAGCAGCAUAUACCCCAUGAUAAAUAGCGAUAAUAAACACACAACACGGGAAAAUAAAUGGAUUUAACCACCGGGGAGCUGUCAUAGACACUUUAAUGGAUGCAGUGCACCUGGACAGAGCAGGGAAUUUAACUUUACGACUAUGCGUGGAAGACACUGAGAAGUUUGUUGCCUACCCCUGGAGAGGGAGCUACUUUUGAGGGCACAGGAUUCAGGAGACACCGGGGCUAGAACACAGGCCUAGUGGUCUGGCUGGAUUUGAUGUUGGAAUACUCUGAGGAAUUCCUACUGCAUAGGAAAUUGCCUCUUUUAUACAAUUUCGGAAUGCCUUUUUAGGUCCCUCAUGAGCCGUGGGCUGCGGCUCAACGGCACCCCACCACUGGAGUGGUCUGUUGCUGUAGUUGGGACCCUCUGAUUCCCCCUUCAUCUGUCUUCCUUCCCCCAUCCCAUCCUGCCCCCCCCUUCCCCUCUCCCCUCUUCCCCCCCUCCCACGCUGUGCUGGACGUCAUGAGCAUAGUAAUCACGCUGGGAGUCACCACACCUGAAACGUCUUACUCAGACAUGGCUGCUGGAUCAGAUCCUGAGUCAGUUGAAGCAAGCCCUGCUGUGAAUGAGAAAAACUACAACAUCCAAAGCUGUGGGAGUGCACAGAGUCAUGGGUAUCGGGGUCUACCAUAUGCUAUGCAACAGUCUUCCGUUGUGUGUUGUCAGGAUCACAACUAUGGCGCGCCCCCACCCCCUACCCCACCCGCUUCCCCGCUAUCCCAAACCAUCAUUCCCCGCAUGGAUAUCAACGGCGUGGUACGCAGUUCCUGCUAUCACGAAACACCCGAGGACAACUCAGCCGACAGUGACAGCUCCUCAGAUGAGGAUGGAGCCGAUGGCAACUGGUGUCACUGCAACCUGACCGCUGAUGGCCUGCUCAUCAAAUGUGACAACUGCAGGGGCCCUGACAGAAGAAACGGAGCAGAGAGCCAACACAGAAGAACAGAAAAUGUUUCAGCUGGGGAGAGCAGUGCCACCGAGAGUGGUGACGAAGAAGUGUCUCCUUCCACGAUCUCCUACACUGCCACUCAGCAUACACCCACCAGCAUCAAACUCACUGUUAACCGGGUUAAAAGGAGUAAAUCAAAAAAGAGGAAGAAAAGCACAGAGAAGCCCCGAGGAACAACCAAAGGCAAGAAAGUCAAGGCUUUCAGAGAGGGUUCUAGGAAGUCCAUGAGGAUGAAGAACUCGACAACAGAGGCCAAUGUACUGGAUGAGAACACAACGGAGGGAUGGGAAGACAGGAUCCGCCAGUGGACGGACCAGUAUGAAGAGGCCAUGACCAAUCAGUACAGUGCUGAUGUCCAAACACUGCUGCAGUUACAUCGUACUGCUAGUGACACCAAGACACCACCUUCAGCCACACCGAAUCAUGCCACAGCUGUCACCAUGGACACCAUCACGCGCACAGAACUGGCCUGUAACAACACAGUGCUGGGUUCACAGAUGCAGCUUCAGUUGGGCCGGGUAACACGGGUGCAGAAACACAGGAAGAUCCUCAGAGCAGCCAAGAACUUAGAACCAGAUACACUCAUAAUUGAAUACCGGGGCAAGGUGAUGCUCAAACAACAGUUUGAAGUCAAUGGGCACUUCUUCAAAAAACCCUACCCUUUUGUGCUGUUCUACUCGAAAUUUAAUGAUGUUGAGAUGUGUGUUGAUGCGCGGACCUUUGGAAAUGACGCUCGCUUCAUCAGGAGGUCUUGCACGCCAAAUGCAGAGGUCCGACAUAUGAUUGCAGAGGGCAUGAUCCAUCUGUGUAUUUAUGCCAUCAGUCAGAUCACUAAGGAUGCUGAGGUUACCAUUGGAUUUGACUACAAGUUUAAUAGCUGUAACUACAAAGUGGACUGUGCCUGCCAUAAAGGCAACCAGAACUGUCCGGUGCAGAAGCACAACAUGAGCCCCAAGGAGAGUUUGUUGAGUCCCUCAUCUCUAACACAACCUUCUCCUCUGGUUGGGGCUGAGACUCGGAGACGAAAGGCCCGUCGAAAAGAGUUGGAGGGCUACCUAGCCAGCGAAAGCAUCCAGACCCAGCACCCAGAGGCCAAAGAACUGCAGGGAACCAAUGACACAGAGGAGAGACUGCUGGAUGAGGUAAAGGUUGAAGAAGGAGAGGAAAGAGAGGUGGAUGAAAAUGGUAUCGCCGUCUCCAGUAAAAGAGCAUUUAACUGUCUGGAAAGGAGGAGGAGGAGACUGGGAGGAGUGGAGGUGAAGGAGGAGGGUGCGGAACCAGAGGAUUGGGCAGGAAACCCCAACAUACACCAUAAUACUGCAGUUGGGAUCAGCACACGCCGCACUACCUAUGUCAUGGAUCCAUCAUCUUUAGAGGCAGAAAAAACAUCAUCUCCCAACCUGGCUACCCCAGCAGUUCCUUCUAAACCACCACGACCCACUAAGGCUCGACCUAAGAGCCGGAUUUCUCGUAGGUCCAGUUCAUCGCAGCGGGCUCGCCGUCAGCGUCAAGCACUUGCCCAGCAAGCAGCUGCAGCUGCUGCAGCUACUGCAGCUGCCACAGCUGCCACAGUAUCAGUGACACCGGCAGCAGCUGAGCAUGGUGCCGUUCUGGAUGAAGAAAGAUCUCUGGGUCCAAGUGGUGCUGAACAGGGUCAAGGGGAAACCAGUGUGACUGGUCAUCUCUUAGAUGCCGAUGGCCAUGGCCUUACCUGCAUAAAUAAGAGCAGCAACAUGCGCCACCCAAAGACCAAGAAGUACUUGGUGACAGAGUGGUUGAAUGACAAAGCCCCUGGAGGGGACAAAGCUCACUUUGAGGUGGCUGCUGAGCGCCCACUUCGGAUAACCACUGACCCCACGGUGCUGGCCACUACCCUCAAUAUGUUGCCAGGCCUCUCCCACUCAUCACUCAUCUGCACCACACCCAGACACUACGUCCGCUUUGGCUCACCCUUCAACCCUGAAAGACGCCGACCCCGCCCUCUCCAAGUAGAUGGCACUUAUGGCUGCUACAAAAAGAGGUGGAUCAAGCAAGUAGAGGAUGAGAGCUGUUCAGCCAGUUUGGAGGACGGCACAGAGUCCACCACCUCUCUGCAAAGUACCAGCAGCCGAUCCACCCCCAACCCCCUGUCCACUGAACUCAAUGCACCUUUCAAGAAGCGCCGCUCCAAGUAUAUGGUUGAGGCAACACAAGCACCCUUGGACCACCUACUUCACCCUCUAUCACCCAUCACCCCACCACUCCCAGAAGACCCCCUCCGUCAGCUUCUCAGCACCUCCUGCAGCUCCCUGCUGCCCAACGGCCUGGCGUACUCACCCAUGCCCUCACUACCCACUAGCCGCUGCAACACGCCGCUGCAAUUUGAGAACAUAUCAUCUCCUGAGGCAUCUCCUGUCCACCGGCCAGAGUCCAUAUCUCCAGAGCCAUGUCUUCAGACAGAUUUUGAUAUCCAUCGGUCCCAUUUUCCAGACAUUUCUCUCCCUUCCAGCUUGGAGAGCCCCGUAGCUGCGACCUCGGAAGAGUUUUUGCAGUCUGGAGGGCCAUCAGGCCAUGAGACACAGUGUCCACUAGCCAACUCCCUCAGUGCAGUUAACUGUCCCACCUCUGACCUAACCUCCCAAAACAGGGAGCAGGCAUUUAGGACAGAGUUUAACCUCAUAUACACCUGUUCACCUCUCAAUGCAAACCUGGGGAACCCGGUAACCACCGACCGGCGCCUUUCCCAGUCGGAAGGAGGCUUCUCCCCAGCAGAGUCUUUCCACAGCUCUGUAAGUGGACAAGGACUGUUGGGGGAUGCAGGCCCUGGCUCCAUGUCACCUUAUGGUGAGCCUCAUUAUGGAGCAGGCUACCUCGACAGCAGCACACCUCCUCACACCAGCAACCCACCACAAAAGAAGAAGAGGGCCAACCAGCAUACCAUUAGUCUGCUGACAGGGAAGCCAGAUUACCAGGCUAUAGCUGUAAGAAGUGAAUACAAGCCAGUACAAAAUAUGGUGUCUCUGCUGGAGUAUCGUAAGAGGAAGCAAGGCUGCAGUCGGGACUCUGAACAUGGUGGCAGCACUUCGUCCCUAAGUAGCACACCCACACGGCUUGGGCCCCACUACAGCCAGGACUCUCAUCAUCCCCAUUCCCAGCAACAGCUUCAGCCCCCAGCCUCUCCACACAGCUCCUUCUCUUGUUCAGCACAUCUCUCCUCCACCCCUCAGAUAGAAGCAGUCAGUCCUCCAGACCACCAGACCUCAGCAGUGCAGUGCCAACACCAGGACAGCAGCAACCAGUGGAUGGUUCCUACCAGUGUGGAGCGUCUAAGGGAAGGCCAGGGUGUCCUGGAACGAGUCCUACGAAGCAUCAAGUUGGAUCGAAUUUAUAAGAGGAGUGACAGCUCUACAGAGAAAGAAUCUGAUGCUGAUCGAUAUGAGGUCCCAUCAGUGUCCAUGGCUUCACCGCUGAAGAGUCCACACAGAUACAGUCCCUCUGUGUAUGCUCACCAGUCCUCAGAGAGCCAUCGGCACACUGAGAGCCCGUCGUUCCUCCAGCAAACAUCCAACUCUCCAUUCCGGGGAUCCUACAGUCCCCCAUCAGGCCAGACUUUCUACCCACGCCUCUCCUCCACCCACCCUGGACUGUCUCAAGACCACCUUCCACCCUCCUACCCGAGUCACAACCCCACCUCCUCCUCUGAGUCCAGGCUUCCAGUGGGCUCUGUACACCAGCAGAGUGGCAACAGUAAUGUGGACGGAGGCCACGGCUACAACAGCAGUCACUUAAAAACUAGCCUCAUGAACUGCAGCAGCAGCUUGGCAGGCACUCCUAAUGCAGGACCCAGGACCCACGGCCACACUAAAUCAGACUCAGCAAGCCAGGCCUCUAGGGGCAGCCAGCAGCAGGCAUCCUGCAGCCUGAAGCUGGGCACCUCGGGCCAAUCGACGCCACAGGCCGGUUCCAGGCUGCUGUCGGCCUCCACACCCACACACUACUCUCAGCGAGGGCCGAGUCUCAGUCAGUUCCAGCACCCCCCUCUGCAGGGAUCGGGAGUAAGGACACAGUCAGGAAGCUUUUAGGACCUUGUUCAACUUUGUAUGUGUGAAUGCGCGUGUGUUCGAGUGCAUGAAACCGUGGACUUCCUCAGUGUGUAAACUUCUGGUGAAACACUGCUUUUGGGGAGCAGAAAUGUACAGACUUGAGAGAAGCAAGGACUUCUUCAAUGGACCUCAUUUUAUUUUUUUUGUUCGUUUGUUUUGUUUAGUUUUUUGUAUUUUUUUUUUUAAUUUCAGGCAAAACAAACAAAUGACAACAUUCUGCACAGAGCUGAUCAUUGACUUUGGACAUUCAUUAAGAAUCAGUUAAGACACUUUGUGACAAAUACGAAAUCAUGUGUAACUUGAAAUUUUCCCAUGUUUCCUCAUGUGCCGGACUGUGCAAACAGGCUCUAUAACGUUGGAAAGUAAAAAAUUUCCACACUGAAGUCUGUACAAAGUUAUUACAAAAUGUACCUGUUGUUUUGGUACCCAGGUUGGUUCAAUGCUGAUAUGCAUAUGUAACUGAAAGCAAGAAUUGUUUUAUUACCCCCACCCCCUCCUGAGUAUUUUUGUUGGCGAGCGGCCGAAUCUGUGCUACAGUGAAUGAGCGUUUUGUUUAGAAAGGGGAAAUGAUGCAAACCAAGCAGAUCUGUAAAUCAUCCGUUCAGCAGAAGGGUUUGAUGGGAGCCGCUGUGUCCCUGUAGGAUCAUUCCAUGUGACACCAGUUUGUCAGAAAACACAACAGCCCUUAUUCCAAAAAACAUUGUCUGAUGUUGUCUUGUCCAUGUCGUUUUUUGUCACUGUUCCCUCAUCCGCACGAGUGCUUUGAUUCCACUUUAGUACGACUCCUCUGUAGACGUCUGUUGUUGUACUUGAGACAUACAUGGUGCUGCUUUGUUCUUUUUCCAAUAAAUUUGAAAUCCAGUUAUGUUCCCCACGUACGGCUGCAUCCAUCUUGUCAUUUUGAGUCAUCUUUGUCCAUACUCAUUGUUACUGUUUGUAACGACAGAGAGCAAACUGAUCUCAAGCAAACUAAUCUCAAUGGAUUUGAUUUAUAUUUAUAUACGUAUAUAUUUUUUUCCUGACCAAUCUGUGCAUUCCGUAUAACCCACAGCAAAGACAGAGGGAUGUUUUUAAAAAUGCAUAUAAAAAGCUGCUAUGUUCUCCUUAUGUUUUAAUGUGAGAGCUGCUUCUGUUUCGACAGUGCUGUAAUUUUUUUUUGCCCUUCCCCUUUCUUUUAAAUUUGAUCCUCACAAACUGAUAUUUAAAAAAAAAAAAAAAAAAAAAGCAAUGGGUGCCGCAGCUUGUGCGGUGGGACCGCGUCACGACAUUAACAUGGACAGGUUGUUGAUGGUGGGAGUCACUCUGUCCUCCUGCUGAGAGUUUUGUAGCUCCUUUGGACCAGAUGUUCCCAGAAAGAAACCACUGUGUUUGUGUGGAAAAUCUCAAGGACCGAGGGGCUGGUCACCUGACCGGACCCCAUCAACACCCCUCCCCCACCACACCAUACAUCAAAGGGUACCCCCUGUUACAUGAAUGUUUGACAGAAAACCAUGUUGUGACCCAAAAUUAACCAGCACCUUAAAUGAAAGAGAUACAACAUAAAAGACACAAUAGGACAAUAUGUAUUAUUAUGUGUACUUGUAUAGAAAGAAAUGUGAUAUAGACUUGUAUGGAGAAAAUAUACUACACUGAAUUUAUCGCAUGACAUUUGUUUUUAGGGUCUGAGUGACCGUGUUUGUCAGAUGGCUGGAAGCUAAUCUUUGGGUGUGUUGCUGGGUUCUUCAAAAUCCAGACGCUGCAUUAUCUUUUGCUUUGUAAAGAUCGUUUUGUUGGUUUUGUUUUAUUUUUUACACAGAUCAUAGUAGGUAUUUCAAAUGUUCCCCUCCAAAAGAUUUAAGAAGAGAUGUAAUGCAUUUUGAUAAUAAAAUAAUCACAAUGGUAAUGUA